AUGAAAUAUUUGGCAAAUUCUUUGUAUUUUGAAAUAGAUAUGAGUUUUAAACGUGUAUAUGGGCCAAUUAAUGAAUGGGAAGUAUGCGCAUAUAUAGAAAAUUAUCGAAAAACAAAUACAUACAAAAAACUAUUCGAGGAACUUUUUACCUGUGUCGAACAAGAUUGUGGACAUUCUGUUGAGUUUCAACAUAUCCAUAGUUGUGGAAUUGGAUGCAUUUUAGCUGAUGAGCAUUAUAGUCAAGCAUUAGGUUUGGGUCAAUAUUUAGCUGAAAGAUUUCCAAUUUUUAACGCUACUGAACAUUUAGAACGAAUUUAUAAAUUAUGUACAAUACAUUUUAAAAGAAAUAUUCGCAACAAGAGAGGAAUAAAUAAGGAAAUUAAAAAAAAAAUGUAUUCAUUGAUUGAAAAUAAAACAGCAUAUGAAGUUAUGAAUACUCUUGUAUUUCUCGAACAUUGUGGUAUAGCUGUUCAUCAAAAAUCUCCUAAAAAAGCUCGAGUUACAAAUGAAUCUAUUAAUAUUGAAGAACAAGAAAGACUUUUAAGGAUUGAGCAGGAAAAGCUUGCUAUACAGAAAAACAAAAAUGAUGAGUUGAAAAAGAGAUUAUGUUACGGGAAAAACUUCAAAAACUUUUAA
Molecule: messenger RNA, 636 nt
Organism: Dentiscutata heterogama
Lineage: Eukaryota; Fungi; Glomeromycota; Glomeromycetes; Diversisporales; Gigasporaceae
Source: the annotation of a GenBank genome assembly